Girardinichthys multiradiatus is the source of this 1487-nucleotide messenger RNA. RefSeq names its product helicase-like transcription factor. The coding region runs from base 266 to 997 and encodes 243 amino acids. The transcript has 3 exons. Gene Ontology annotation, biological process: protein ubiquitination. Gene Ontology annotation, molecular function: protein binding; ubiquitin protein ligase activity. The record is from RefSeq and is a predicted model, not a curated record. Lineage: Eukaryota; Metazoa; Chordata; Actinopteri; Cyprinodontiformes; Goodeidae.
CCUGUGUGGAAAUGUAUUUGCGCUCCAUGUUUAAACCUGAUUUGUUGAUUCUUUAGUUCUGGCUGACCUGGGUUCGGCUUGUAAAAUUCAAAUAUCCAAAACAUAUGUGAUCACAGCUAAUUUAUGAUUUAACAAGUAGAGCAAAGAUAUAUUUUCACACAGGGCCACAUUGGUUGGUGGAACAGUUUUCGUCUAGAUAAAUAAGUGUAAUCAUUAUUUAAAAUAUUCUCGAGUUAUUCUUGUGUGUGUAACUGUGAAUGUUUGAAUGGUGAAUGCAAAUAAAUACCCUGCCACGCAGGUAUUUCAUAAAUAUAAGAAGAGUUUAUUUCACAGAAGGAAGUCUUUUGGAAAUAUUCCUCGGAAGGCUUGUUUACUUCAGGCCAUUCAGCUCUUCCCUGGAAAGGUAAGUCAUAAGCCCGCCUCAACAGGUUGUGUGGCCUCCCCACAAAUGCUCAGUUUAAACGCAGACAGCUCGUCACUCCUAGUCAUUAUCCUUGAUCGCACCACUCUGCAGAGAGCUGUAAAGCAGUCCCAACUCUUCCAAAAAAGCGAGUUCUGUCAUUUGUCUUCAGAAGGCAUCUCUCGCUGCUCGCCUCCUAAAAUCAUCAUGGUGUCCUGUGAGGAACUGGAGUGUGUCAUCUGCUGCAAUGAGUACUCUCGUACCAGGAGGGUCCCCAGACUCCUUCACUGCAACCACACCUUCUGCGCCCCUUGCCUGAGGAAAAUGUGCCGGCAGAACGGGAACCUCUACACCGUCUCAUGCCCUCUGUGCCGCUGGGUUACCUGCGUCGAAGCCAACUUGUCUCUGUGCGGGGCUCUGUGGGUCGAUACUGAUAUAUGGGACCAGAUCAUUGAACACAACAGGGAGCAUCAUUUGCUGGAAAACCUGGAAACAAAACAGACCUUGCUCAAGGCGGACUGGUUUUAUCUCGGGACUCCAGCGGCUGUUCAGCUGCGUGCCGCUGCAUCAACAUGUGGAAGGCUGCUGACGCGCUGAGAGAAAAAACAAAAAAAAAUGUCACGUUUAAGCAACCAAGACUUGGAGCGUUUUAUUUGAAGUCUGGACGAGUUUCACUGAAGACUGGCUUGAGAAGGACUCCUUUUUCCUUAAGUCAAAAAUGUGUUUGACAUGUGAAUGUAAACUAAGCGGUACAGUUUUAUUUGCUAAAAUUAAAAACAAAAUCAAACUUUAAAUUGAGAAAUAAAAAAUAAGGAAGACUUUAAAUGUACGGAUCAUGUAAAAUAGUUUGAUUGAGCUUUCUUAGAAUGUAUAAUUUAUUUAGAAUACUACAUGCAUUUAUUUAUGCAAUGUAAUUUUAGUUUAAUUUAUUCACAUACAUAUAUAUGUAUAUGUAAUUACUCUUUUUUAUAUGUCUACAUUUUAUUCAACAUGCACUUGCAACUGUGAAUUAAGUGUCUGGAAUAUGACGGACAAUGAUCUGAUAUUAAGGCAUUUGAAGCAUCUUAAUAAAAUAUUUUUUAAAAGA